This is a messenger RNA of Eruca vesicaria subsp. sativa (arugula), 1053 nucleotides long. NCBI's taxonomy places the organism in Eukaryota, Viridiplantae, Streptophyta, Magnoliopsida, Brassicales, Brassicaceae. The record is from the annotation of a GenBank genome assembly.
UCUCAACUUACUUACACAGCCUGUCACUGCCCCCACAGGUCGUUCAAACUUCAAACUUCAAAAUCAAAAAAAUAUAAUCACAUCAAAAUCCUACGUGGCACAUCUCGUUAUUUAUACACACACACGUAAACACAUUUCUCUUCAUCCUCUCCAAACUAUUCAUCUUCGCCUGAAACCGAGUCGACUCACUGAGUCAAACCAAAUGGGUACAUGCAUGUCGCACGAGCCGACACAAGCGGCCACGGCGAAGCUGAUCCUGCAAGACGGAAGGAUGAUGGAGUUCACAACUCCGGUCAAAGUCGGUUACGUUCUGCAGAAGAAUCCCAUGUGUUUUAUAUGUAACGCCGAUGAUAUGGACUUCGACGACGUCGUGUCCGCCAUUAGCGCCGACGAGGAGCUUCAGCUUGGACAGCUUUACUUCGCUUUACCUCUCAGCUCGCUUCAUCAGUCUCUUAAAGCGGAGGAGAUGGCUGCAUUGGCUGUCAAAGCUAGCUCUGCUCUUAUGAGAAGCGGUGGUUCUUGCGGCAGAGAUAAAUGCCGGUGUCGCCGGAAAUGUGUUUCUCCGGCUAUCUUCUCUGCCCGGAGAGUUACGGCGGUGGGAUCUAACGGCCAGACGAGGAACGGGAAAAGGCGUGGCGGUGGUGGUAGCGGGAGGAGGAAGUAUGAGGUCAAGUUGAGUAAGAUAGAAGAGUGAAGGGUAGUUUGGGGAUUAAGUUAUUAUCGUAGGGGUUAAUUUUGUGAAUAUAUAGUGUUUAAGGGGUGCAAAUUGCAUUUUAAAACCUGGGAAAAGUGAUUUGUACUUGGUUUACAAUCAUAUGAUUGGAUGAUUAACGUCCUAAAAUGGAGACAAGAAAUCCCAAAAAAAAAAAACGCUUUAUUAUUAAUUUUGUUAAACUACCUCCUCGUAGAUAAAAGUUGCAACUUUAUCAACAUUGUUUUUGGAAUGUUAGAUUUUUUGCUCAAGAAUAAUAGUGUUGGUUAUUUAGGAAAAAAAAUGUAGUAUAUGUACAAUGUAAAACUUUUGUAAUGAUAAUAAUACAAUAUGUUUUGUGG